Messenger RNA from Propithecus coquereli (Coquerel's sifaka), 327 nucleotides. Its product is annotated as chromosome unknown open reading frame, human C5orf52. Lineage: Eukaryota; Metazoa; Chordata; Mammalia; Primates; Indriidae. The record is from RefSeq and is a predicted model, not a curated record.
AUGGCACAGCCGAAUAGGCCCUCGGUUACCUGGGACCUGCGCCUGUCCACGGAUUUUGGGUCCGCCGCCCAGGCGACCGGCAGUUCCUGCGCCACCCUGGGCUCGAACUUCUUCCCGCGCGAUAGGCUCGGAAGGCAAGACAUCGCCGGAGGUCCGCCGCAGAUCUGCUUCCUGCGACCCAGGGCCGCGCAGGCGCCGGUGCUCUUCAGCUUAAUGAAUUACAGUGAAGCAAGAGUGAACAAACAUUUACCCAAGAGCCAAUUAUCCCGGGUGAUUAUUCGUGACAACCGCAACGCACAACGGCUCUCUGAGAUGGAGGUAAAGUAG